Aspergillus campestris IBT 28561 is the source of this 626-nucleotide messenger RNA. Its product is annotated as carbohydrate-binding module family 14 protein. The transcript has 4 exons. Gene Ontology annotation, molecular function: chitin binding. Gene Ontology annotation, cellular component: extracellular region. The record is from RefSeq and is a predicted model, not a curated record. Bases 1 to 363 code for a protein of 120 amino acids. NCBI's taxonomy places the organism in Eukaryota, Fungi, Ascomycota, Eurotiomycetes, Eurotiales, Aspergillaceae.
AUGCAAUUCAAGAUCUCCAUCGCCGUCUUCCUGACCACCCUCCUCGCCAGCCACGUCGCCGCUGCGCCCACCGCCUCACCCGCCGGCGCUGGCGCGUGCCAUCCCGGCAAGAUCUGGGCGCACCCCCACGACUGCCACAAGUACCUCCAGUGCGGGCCGGACGGGAGGAAGAUCGAGUCGGCUUGUGGGCCUGGCACGGGGUUUAACUCCAAGACCAAUUCCUGUCAAACCCAGGCGGAUUCUAGCGAAGGGUUGGCAUCUAGCAGUUUUGAUCAAAUGAUCAAAUAUAUUGAAGCCCUUGAUGGUUCUUAUGACUACGAAGAGAUUGCGAAUAGAUACACUAUUGGGUCUUAUAUUAUGUGAAUCCAUGAGAAUAAUAAAGUCGACACUACUGUCUAGAUGAGAGAAGAAGCGGUAGGGGAUACAAUUGGACGAAAUGUGUAUACCGAUAGACACUCUGAGCCCUGCAUUGAGUCAAGCACAGGCAAAGUUCUUGCAUACGUCUGGUUAUGUCUUCGAUCGACUGACAGGUGGGUCCAAAGUCAAAUCUUAUGCUGAAAGUUGUUUGGCUUCAGGGAAUGCCAGGUACGGAGUACGGAUACUCAGGUACGAGAUAUUUCUUUUUC